AUGGCUGCGAUCACGGUCCUCUUUCAUGUUCAGAUGUCUGUGCCUGACAUUCGUCUUCCGUGUGCCUUACCUGAUGGCUGCCGCAUGGGCGUGGUUGCGCGCAACAUGGAAGAUGGCACAUUGCAAGUCAUCAAAAUCAAAGUUCUUUACUUCUCGGACAAGAUCCACCCAAAGGAUGCAUUGCAGUACUGCGCUGGCACUCCCUAUGGCCUCGUCUCUCGUCCUGGUCCAUGGGCAGUGAAGAAAGCUUUGGUGUCCUUGCUUGACAGGUUGCCUGGCUUCCACGUGUCUUGGUUUGCCCUUGGCAGUGGCAACGAAAAGUCCCGAAAGCUUAUGCGGAGAUCUCAAUCUUCCCAGUGGCCUCCUGCUGAUGAAGAACUGUGGGCUGGAAUUCAGUACAUCAAUGAGAAUGCACCUGAGUGUGACUCAGGGAACCAGCAAUACUAUUGGAUCCUUUGCAACCUCAAAGAAGAUGCUGGGACGCCAACGUCCGGAUGGCCAGAAGCUAAGGUUCAUAUUAUGGCCCAGAACAAGGCCAAAGGAAUGGCUGGCGCACAAUUGGAGACAGACUUCCCUUUGCACACCUACUCCUUGAAACCCUUCCUGGCGGAGAAGUGGCUGCCUCUUCUCUACCCGCUUCCUGAACUUCCAUCAUGUUCUUUGGGUGGCCCAGAGUUGAAAGGUAAUCAUCAUGAUGCUGGCCCUGGCUGGAUGGAGCCGAGCAAAGUCGUUAGACAAUUUUCGCCACAUCGAGUGGGGCUGAUUCAUGAGGGUGUGUUCUUGGAUGAUCCCAGCCAGCAGAAGACACUCAAACCUGCCGCGGUCGUUGCAAUGAUGUCAAGCUUGCCAAAAAACUGUUGUAGAGCCUAUGCUACCAAUGACGUUCAAGAAGAAGAUGAGCCCGAGGAGGACCAACGCCGCUGUAUCACCAUGGAAGAGUUCCUCACCCUACUACGUCGCACCUUUCCUGCUGACAAACCAGCUGACAUACGCGCAAACUUGAAGAGAAGUGUUGCGUUCGUCUUCGGAAAGUUUGCCCUCUACAUUCGCCUCCCAAGUCAACAAGAGAAUGCUCCGAUCCAUCGCAUCCAAAUCCAAGACUUACACAGGGACCUCUUGGCCGAUGGUGACACAUGCUUCUAUGGCAAGUUCAAAAGCGGCACCGUGGAAAAACCGCCUGACGUUUUUGCAGAAGCUGUGGAGAAGGAGCAGAGUAUGAUUCAGCAAAGCAUGCAGGCGUACAGUGGCUUUGGCAAAGUACAGGAGUACGUGUCCCAAGUGAACGGCGAGAUUGAAGAUCUACUGCUUCAUGAGACUCCUAUUCCUGAGAAAGCUUGGUUGCCUUCAUCUCCCGAAGCGCUCCCCUCCUCCACGCAAGAGAGCCAGAGGAAAGACAUUUGCAUCGGUUGCAUCUACACCUCCACAGAGCAAGCUGCAGUUGCUGACGAUUUGGCGGCCGAUGAAGAAGCUGCGGCGCAUUUGCAUGAGUGGGCCUGGCUGCCUUGCCUUUGCGGCGAAGAAGGGGAAUUACGCAGGGUACAGAAGAGGAUGGAACGCAGUGCGUGGAAACGUUCUGUGCCUGAGCUUUUGUCUGCUUCCAAUAUUCAGAUCGUGCAAAUGCUGCAAGAAGAUGGGCUUCUACCAGAUUGGCACGGCAAGGUGUGCCCCCACUGUUGGAAAGGCAAACUUUCAAGCAAAACCAGACAUGAUAUGCUGCAGUACCGAUGCACAGCCAACAAAUGUGGAAAGUUCGUGGUGCCUCACUACUUGCACCCGUUGUUCCAGGUCUCCUCCGGCUGCACUCACAAGCCCCUGCAGCUGCAAGCUGCUCUGCUCCUUCUUCGUCUCACUGGCGUCAAGACUGCAGCUGCCCGCCUUCUCUUUCACGUCGACCACAAGAUGUAUGAAUCCUUGGGCAAAUGCUUGGACGUGCCGCCAAAAACGUACGUGGAGCGAAAGAAGAAGAUCGUCUUCGGCAACCGCCGCUCUUGGACUGAUGCUGAAGCAGACGAAUCAACCUUUGGUCGCAACAUUCAGCCAAAGAAGGGCAAGAAAUGUGUGCAGUGGGAACAAUGGUCUGGCCUUGUGCAGAGAGGGAAGCCCAAGACAUUGGUAUUGAGCAGUGUGAGCCCACCGCUGACUGUGAAAAGAGCUCCUGGGCCAGGUGCGAUCCGCAAAGUCGACCGGAAACCUUUGGCAGUCAAACACCUGCAGGAUCGCAAGAUUGUCUUGCACAGCGACUCCGCCAAAAGCUACAAGCUCAAGCUCUCCGGUAUGGUUCAUGAUGCCGUCGUCCAUUGCAAAAAGCGUGUCAAGGUCAAGGGGAAGUACCAGUGGCUGAAGCCCAAGUACACGCAUGUCGUCAAGCACAAACUUCCUGAUGGCAGACAGCUUUCUGUAAAUGCUGGCACUCAGCACAUCGACUGUGCAUGGCGGUCUUGGCCACGGCACCGCAGCGUCGCAGGUGGCGGUUUCCGCUGGUCGUCUCCGGAGACCCUGCGAUCCAUUUUGGGGACCUUCGCCCACAAGACGCCCAAGCAGGGUGGACGACCCAUUUUGGCCUUUGCGAAUCGAUUCGUGCGGAAGCAUGACUGGAUUUGUGGCUUUCUUGGCUUCACCACUUUGCUCUUUGAAUGUCUUCUGGCCCCCUUGAUGGCCUUCUUUCUGCCACCACAAUGGCGUCUGAUCACUGUGGGACUUGGCAUGGUGCUGUUGCACCUGGGAAUUGGUGCGUUGCAAAGUGGUGCCAUUGGUGCCUUCUUUCUUCCCAAUCUGGCGGCCUAUGUCGUUGGUUUUGGUGACUUCAGAGAUGGAAACGAUCUGCGAUGCUUCUCUCUCAGUUGGUGCCUAGCCUUCGGUAUUUGUUUCUUGCCUUUGUCUCUAGCUGCUAUGAGAAAGUCCUCUCUGAUUAAAGAAGACUGGCCCUGGACUCCCUUUGCCCUUUUUCCUUGGAGUGGCUCGCAAUGGAACUUCUUGCAUGCGGCUUUCGUGGUGGGAGAUACCCGGCUUGUGACCUGUCGGAAAAAUGUACACAUCAUGAAGAGCUCACUGGCCGGAGUAACUACAUCUGCCAACGCGCCGCGCGUGCCAUCCUUGGUGGGUGCCCGGGUGAUUCCCAUAGAGCACCGAUCUGAUUUGCCGCUGAUGCAGCGGUGUGUUGGCCCUCAAGAAGGAGAAACGCUGGUGCUGUAUGAUUUGUGGAGCCGUACCUUGGGAAUCACCACCUACCAGGAUGAAGUGAUGUUGUACCUGAAGUCUGCAUUGAACGAGCACAAUGAGUCGGAGGAAUUGGCCAGUCCUUUGCUUGGAACCGGCACUGGAAGAUCUGAGAGCAUUUCCAACUUGCCAUGUGAAAAGCGCAUGAAAGAGAUUCAGCAGUCGAUCUGCCAUCUCACGACCCAAUUCUUGGUGGAUACCCAUCGCGUCCUCGAAGUUUCCAGCGGUUUGCCCUUGGAGCGCUGCUUCCUGGUGCGGGUGAACCAGACCAGUCAUGUGGAAGAGGUCGUGAUGGAGGGCCACUACGUCAUGGGCUGGCGCAAGUGGUCGGAGCAACGCUCGAGCUGGGUGGCCAUCUACGAAUUUCGGGGCGCGACUUGGAGGAAAACGGUGACUGAGUCGGAAGCUCCUCGCACUGACAAGCACGUGGAUCCCCUGGUCAUUGAAUAUCAGGUGGGCUGUUGCCAGCGACCACAUCCAGGCUUCAGUGAUUCAGAAAGCGAGGCGGAUGCAAAUGCAGGCUUCUUGGGCGAGGAGGAAGAGGAUCACAUGUUCUUCAUGGCUCGAGAUCUGAAAUACCAUCUACAGCUGACAUCGGCGAUUGUUGGUAUGGCCAGGCAGACAGAUCUUUGUCGUUGCGUUGACGUCAUCGGCAGGUGGGAUCAUGGUGAGUCCUCGGUGGAUUCCAUGGGUCGACUAUGCACAGAGAUUAGUUGGUGGCUCACUGAUGAAGCAGCCAAUGACCGAUACGAUGGUUCGUAUGAGAACUGGGAGAUGCUGCUGGCAGUGUGGGAUCAUCUACUUUGUUUCCACCUGGAUGAUCUCACGGAUUGCGGUUUCGACCACGACGUGGCGCGGCGCUUUCUUGAAAGGUGUUUGCAGUUCCGUGUGGGUGAUGUGGCUCGGGUGAAGGAAUUGCUAGACCCCUUGAUCAAUACAGUGGCACUGUGA
Molecule: messenger RNA, 4167 nt
Organism: Cladocopium goreaui
Lineage: Eukaryota; Dinophyceae; Suessiales; Symbiodiniaceae
Source: the annotation of a GenBank genome assembly